AUGGACUUUGAUCCGUUGUCCUUGUACACCCCUUCUGCAAGCACUGCUAUAGAGCAUAUCAUCCAUGACAUCACAUCAUUUAAAGGUCAACAACUGACCCCAAGUCAUUGCCGGACCUCUUGCGAGGAAAUGACACUGGAAUACAAUGAAGAGAAUGAGGAUGAUCUAAUACCGCUUCACAUUUUAGACUUACCUAUGCUACGUUUACAACCACCAUAUCCUGUUCUUGUGGCUAUCUUAAAACUCAUGGCACCUGAUGAAGUGCUCAAUUUUCAACAAAACCGAAACGAACAUGACGUCAAGCCUGAUGAAGAGACGAUUUUCAGUGAAAAAUUGGUUUCACCAGUACAACUCGAGAAUGCUGUAUCGUGGCUAGUGCAAAAUUGCCCUCGUUUAAGUACCCUGAAAAAGUUAAGCCUUGUACCGGCCUUGUCACUGGGGUUGCGUGCAAAUUCUGCAAAUGACUAUAAUGCAUACAUCACUCGAAUCGUGUCCAAUGAACUCUCAUGGAUGACCGAUGCCGAAAGAGACGAGAUACACUCGUUGGCUAGUUUGAGGAUAAGUGAAAAUUGUGGACGCAUGGCGCAGCCUCAGCUCAAGAGGAAGAUCUAUUUGUCUAAUCUAGAGCAAUAUGACAGACAAUACAUCUACUUGAACGAACCCUCAAUGACAAAUGACAACUUAGGAUUAAAGACUUGGGGAAGCUCGCUUAUCCUUGGGUCAAGGUUAUUACGUGCGGGCAAAGUGAGCUCAAAUUUAGGAGAGCCUGUCCUUGAGUUAGGCUCUGGCACUGGUCUUGUGGGGAUUUGUUGUUGUUUAAUGGGAAUGGAAACAACCCUCACAGAUCUACCCCAAAUUGUCCCCAAUUUGCGAAAAAAUAUCGAGUUGAACAAGUUGGAAGACAAAACCACUUGUGUCGAAUUAGACUGGUCGGCGCCAGAAAGAUCACCCGUGUACGAGAAAACUUUUGCCACUGUAGUAGUUAGUGAUCCAGUAUAUUCAAGCCAACAUCCAUAUUGGGUCGUUAAUAUGAUCGAAAUGUUUCUAAGCCAUAGCAUAAAUGACGAUACAACUCCAAACGCGUUGAUUGAAGUUCCAUUGAGACCCAAAUUCGAAAACGAGCGUCAAUUGUUGUGGGAUUUAAUGCUGGAAAAAUUUGUCGAAGUAGAGUCUGAUAUUGAAGACGGAUGUGAUGAUUUUGGGGAUAUGAAGUUUUGCUACAAGCGGUAUAUCAGGAAAUAG
Messenger RNA from Lodderomyces parapsilosis, 1242 nucleotides. Its product is annotated as S-adenosylmethionine-dependent methyltransferase. The record is from RefSeq and is a predicted model, not a curated record. NCBI's taxonomy places the organism in Eukaryota, Fungi, Ascomycota, Pichiomycetes, Serinales, Debaryomycetaceae. The transcript has a single exon. Bases 1 to 1242 code for a protein of 413 amino acids.